Molecule: messenger RNA, 1396 nt
Organism: Emiliania huxleyi CCMP1516
Lineage: Eukaryota; Haptophyta; Isochrysidales; Noelaerhabdaceae
Exons: 1
Coding region: 23-1288 (421 amino acids)
Source: RefSeq, a predicted model, not a curated record
AGCGCCGGAAGGGCUCAGAGCCAUGACGAUGCUCGCAGUCGUCGUUUUCCUCGUGACCGCACUACCAUCCGCCGACCCUCCAACCUCAUUCUCAUACCCAUCGUGUCCUGAGCUGGCAGGCUCCACAGGGCUUGUGCCUUAUCGAGCCCGUCAGUGCUCUGGUGCCACCGCCGGCGACGGAGGAGAGUUGAGCGAGGAGGAGACUACCAUCGUCGACCGGGCCGAGCGGCGCGCACUCGACUUGUGCGCCUCGCGUCCCACAGGGACGUGCUCUUCCAUUCCGGACGUGAUCGCGACGCUCCGUAAGAAGACUCGUACGCGCUGCGUCAAAUCGCCAGCGAUUGUCUUCAUCGGCGACUCGGUCACCGUCCAGAGUUGGAAUGCGGCACAGUGCUCGUUGCGGCAAGCAGGACUCAAGCGCUGCCCAGAUUCAACCUUCCGAAACGAAUCAGCGCUCGGCUACGUGAUGAAACACCACGGGUGGAACGCGCUCAAAGAGCACCUGCAGCACAGCGCGUUGGUCACGAGCAACGACAGCGCAGACACCGCCAUUCGGAAGCUUCUCAAGCAGAGCGGGCAGCAGGCCAUCGUCCAAUCGUACCAGGAUGAUGCGCAGUACGUGAAGGAGGCACGUUUCACGAGCAGCACCUCGUGCGCCGCCGACACGGCCAACGUGGUGCGCGUGCUCCUGGUGUGGCGGGCUGGCGGGCGGCGGCGAGGACCUGGGCUGGUCGCGUCGCGCGACGCGCCCAAGGAGGCACGCGCCGUCUUCAAGGAUCUGAUGCUUAAGAACGUCGGCUCCUGCGCGGUGACCGUGUACAACGAAGGCCUGCAUCACCGGAGCGACUUCUCCAACCGCACGAUCUUCGCCGAUUCGGUACGUCACGUCUUGAGGACGCUCGACCAGCUCGCGCAGCCCAGCGGACCCUUUGCGAUGGCCCGCGAGAUUUCGACGCAGCACUUUGCGGGCACGACGGACGGCUCGGGCCGCUUCGACCGCCGCGCGCCCGCCGGACAGCACAAGAAAGCGGAUCAACAAAUUCUUCCCCCCAGCUGCGAGGUGAUCCACGGCGGCGCCGCCAACACGGGGGAGUACAAUACCAUCCUAAAGAGGGAGGUCGCGCUCACAAGGAACGUGCGCUUCGUGCCCUAUGCCGCCGCCACGCACGCGUGGGGCGUCGGCAAGAGCGGCGACUGCACGCACUUCUCCUGCUACUCGCCUCUCCAGUACGCGCCGAUUUGGGACGGCGUGGUUGAUGGCAUGCAGGGCUGGUUCGAUGAGCGUUGAGCGUCUGGGCUUGCAAUUACCUGGCUUAGGCCACAUUUAGGUGACUCCAGCCGUAGACGCUCCAAGCCACGGUUCGUCUGACUUAUUUUAAAACUCGCGCUAAGUAAC